Messenger RNA from Aethina tumida (small hive beetle), 641 nucleotides. RefSeq names its product eclosion hormone. The transcript has 3 exons. The record is from RefSeq and is a predicted model, not a curated record. Lineage: Eukaryota; Metazoa; Arthropoda; Insecta; Coleoptera; Nitidulidae. Gene Ontology annotation, biological process: neuropeptide signaling pathway; ecdysis, chitin-based cuticle. Gene Ontology annotation, molecular function: ecdysis-triggering hormone activity. Bases 239 to 502 code for a protein of 87 amino acids.
CUUUGUUUCAACGUAAUUAUUUAAAAAGUUCCCCGUAUUUGUAGAUGUUGCAGUUUCUUUACACGUGUUCACAUGUACGGUCAGUUGUGAAACACACAAGUUGAAAUUCAACAUCUUGAUUUGCUAUAAAACUAAUAGCCGACCUGAGAUUUGUAACACUGUUGAUGUGUACACGUGCUCGCAUCCCUUCAUGAUUGGCUGGUUGUGAAAUUGUUUUAUUUGUUUCGUAUCUGCAGAUAUGGUUCGUGUUGCGAAAAACCUUCUGGGAGCCAGUUUCCUGUUUCUCAUCGCUUCCACCAUCCUCUUUGCUGAUGCCAAUCCCAUCGGAACUAAAUCUAGAAUACGUGUUUGCAUAAGAAAUUGCGCCCAAUGCAAAAAGAUGUUUGGUCCGUACUUCGAAGGACAGCUUUGUGCAGACGCGUGCGUAAAAUUCAAAGGAAAAAUCAUCCCCGAUUGUGAGGAUAUAGCUUCCAUAGCACCAUUUUUAAGCAAAUUCGAUUAAUUUAAUUUAUUUGUGUGUGUUGUACAAUUUUGCUAAUUGUAUGUUUCUAAUUCGAGCCCAUAUUAGAAACACGAACUUCGUUGCCUGUGAUGUUAGUUUUAUUUAUUUAUUGUAAUUUUAAAUAAAGUAAUUUAAGUGC